Molecule: messenger RNA, 576 nt
Organism: Clonostachys rhizophaga
Lineage: Eukaryota; Fungi; Ascomycota; Sordariomycetes; Hypocreales; Bionectriaceae
Source: the annotation of a GenBank genome assembly
AUGGACAAGCUCAUCAGUGUUGGAAAGGAUUUCCUCGAGGACCGUAACCAGGACAAACAAGGGAGUAACAGCCAAGGCGGCGGAUUCUUCGACCGGGAUGACGAUGACGAUUUCCGCACCGCCAAACACGAGGCGUCCCAGCGAGCUGGCUCGUCUGGGAAUUCCGAACUAUUCCACAGCAUCAUCAGCUCCAUAGGCCAGAAGCAGGGCAAGCUCGCCGACGAGGACAUUGAUGAACAAGAUGCUAUCAAGAAGUACAAGAAGUCAUACGUCGACAAGGAUGAGGACGAAGAAGAUGAGAAGAGCCUGGGCACUGCGGCGGCCAUGCACGCCCUGAAGCUCUUCAACAACGGUGAGACGGGUGACAAGCAGGGCAAAGGCGCCUUCCUCGGCCUUGCGCUGUCCGAGGCCAGCAAGCUGUUCGAAGACAAGGCCUCUGCGGGCAAGGUAGCCUCGGGCACAAGUAAAGAGAGUGUCAUUCAACAGGCCGGUGAGGUCGCCAUGAAGAUGUAUCUCAAGAGCCAAGGCCAGCAGCAGGGCGGUAUCCUGGGAUUUGCAUCCAAGUUCAUGAAUUAG